Messenger RNA from Ruditapes philippinarum (Manila clam), 1028 nucleotides. RefSeq lists its product as uncharacterized. The record is from RefSeq and is a predicted model, not a curated record. The coding region runs from base 215 to 718 and encodes 167 amino acids. The transcript has 4 exons. Gene Ontology annotation, cellular component: plasma membrane. Lineage: Eukaryota; Metazoa; Mollusca; Bivalvia; Venerida; Veneridae.
AUGGUUGUUCAUAUUGUAAACAGUUUAAACUACAUUUCUUCCGGGAUGGGUUGGUUUAAAUAGUUUACACACUUGUUGUAUUGAUCAUGGAUUUAUAAUAGGAAAUUGAUAUUAUUAUAACUCAAAAUCGUCUAUUUAAGACUGACCAGCAUAUGGUUCUUUACAUCAUAAUUUCUUCAGUACUUUGAACAAUAUCAUUUGAGUAUUAUAAAACAUGAUGAAUCGAGCGCUGGUAUUGAGUAUGGUGAUUUGUGUAGUAGGAACAAUCAUGGCAUCAAUAGGUACUGGAAUACCAUAUUGGAUAAGAAAAGUGGAUAGUAAUAUUGGCUUAUGGCAGAUAUGCAGCAAAGUUUCAAGCGACAAUGGAGCAGAAUACGUAUGUAGUAGCCGUGAAGGCAAAGAUGCAGAUUGGCUCAUAUCCGUUAAAGUGUUGACCAUAUCAGGGAGUAUCUUCUUAGCUCUCAGUGUAUUUUUCAUUGGUUUAUUUUCGAAGGAAAAUGCUAGCUCUGUCUUGAUCCGAUGCGCAAUAGUCAUGUCAGCUCUUGGAGGUAUGGCUCUGAUCGCAGCAGUUGUUGUGUUUGUAGUGGAGAACCAAGAUUUCAGAGCCGAUUUUCAUGCCAGCUUUUAUCUAACUCUUAUUUCCGGUGCAGAUGGAUUAUUAGCCUCACUACUUAUGCUUAUUUUAAUUCGUGUCCCUGGUGAAUAUAACACGAUUUGAGCAUAGACUAUCCUUAUACAGGCUUAUAGGCAGUGUCUUACUUUUGUUAAUGUUGAAUGAUGCAACAUGGUACAGACUGUUUUGAGCUUGUUUAUGGCACCAGAAGUACAUCAUCCAUAAAAUUAAUUUAUUUCAACUUGCUUUAAUCAGCCUGUGUAAUGUAUUAUUUCGGUAUGUGUUAACUUGAUAUUUGCACUUAAUAAUGUUUUGAUGUAUUUUGAAUACACAUACUGAUAUUUUUGUUUUAGCUAAAUAAGUGGAUGCAUAUAGAUCUUAUAUAUGAUAAAAUAUAAUAAAUUAUUACAAAAUA